This is a messenger RNA of Diaporthe amygdali, 3015 nucleotides long. RefSeq lists its product as uncharacterized. Bases 1 to 3015 code for a protein of 1004 amino acids. Gene Ontology annotation, molecular function: ATP hydrolysis activity; ATP binding; ABC-type transporter activity. NCBI's taxonomy places the organism in Eukaryota, Fungi, Ascomycota, Sordariomycetes, Diaporthales, Diaporthaceae. The record is from RefSeq and is a predicted model, not a curated record. Gene Ontology annotation, cellular component: membrane. The transcript is spliced from 6 exons. Gene Ontology annotation, biological process: transmembrane transport.
AUGAUCAUGGCCUGCGGUGCGCAACAGCAGAUUGUUGAGAAGUAUGGUGGCUUUAUUAAGGAGGCUAAAAAGCAAGCCCAAGCUAUCAGCCCGCUCACAUCACUUCAAUUUGCCUUGACUUUCUUCGGUGUCUUUGGUACUGUCGCUCUUACAUUCUGGUAUGGCACUCUGAUCUUUACAAAGAACAGAUUGGAUGAUAUCGGAGUUAUUAUCGUAGGCUGGCUGAAGGGUCCUGAAGUUUCUGCUACAAAAGACAUUUGCUUUGACAACGUGACUUUUGCCUAUCCGAGUCGACCUGACAUCAAGAUCCUCGAUCAGUUGGACUUGCGCAUCGAGGCUGGCAAAAUCACCGCCAUUGUUGGCCUAAUUGAGCGUUGGUACACCCUGAAACAGCCACAUGCAAUCGCCAAAGCGACACAGCAGGACAAGGAUAAGAAAGGGAAAAAGGGUCAAAACGGCGAUGACGACCACGUUGAGCUGAGCAGGAUUGAAUCACCAGAGAUCGUAGUCCCAGUCAAACUACAAGGCGCUGUCACAACCUGCGGUCAUUCAUUGGACGACAUCGAUGUCAAAUGGUGGCGAUCACAGAUUGGACUUGUUCAACAGGAGCCUUUCUUGUUUAAUGAUACAAUCUACGAAAACGUCGCCCGAGGCUUGAUCGGCUCUCCGUGGGAGGGAGAGUUUGAGGAGCGGAAGAGGCAACUCGUCAAGGAAGCCUGCCAAGAAGCAUUUGCUGAUGAGUUCAUCGACAAGCUUCCUCUGGGAUACGAUACCAAUGUCGGUGAUGGAGGUGCCAGGCUCUCAGGCGGUCAACGCCAACGCAUUGCCAUUGCGCGAUCCAUCAUCAAGAGGCCGUCCAUUCUCAUCCUCGACGAAGCUACCAGUGCGAUUGACGUCCGUGGCGAGCGAAUCGUACAGGCCGCCCUCGAUAGAGCAGCUUCGGGCCGAACGACGAUCACCAUUGCCCACCGACUUUCAACCAUCAAAAACGCAGAUCGCAUUGUGGUUCUCAAUAGAGGCAAGAUUGCCGAGUCGGGUACCCAUGAGAGCCUCAUGUCCAUUAACGGCGGUGUCUAUUCUGGGCUGGUCAAUGCCCAAGCUCUUUCUCUCGGAGACUCUGCGCAAGAAGAUCUGGAGAAAGGUUCCGCCACAGAUGAUGUUGACCUCCUGGUCCACGAAAAGACUCGAGCAGAAUCAGAGUGUGGCGAAAAUCUCGGUGAGAGCGUGGCAACUGAGAAUGGAAAAGACCGCGGCUUCUUUGGAAGCUUUGGCCAGUUCUUCUAUGAGUCCAAGACUUAUUGGGGUGUCAUAGGAUUCUCCCUCAUUACUUCCGCCGCGGCUGGUGCAGCGCAGCCAUUAUAUGCCUGGAUGUUUUCCAAAUCCAUCGACCUCUUCAAGUACCAAGAAGACCAUUCUCGUCUCAUGGAUAAGGUGGACUUCCUGGCUGGUAUGUGGACAGUCUUUGCGGCUUCGGCGGGUAUCGCCUACUUCUUGACUUUUGUCUCGUCAGGCCGCGUGGCAUCUUUAAUCCGGGCAAAGUAUCAGACGCAGUAUUUCGAGUCAUUCAUAUUUCAGCGAGCGGCGUACUUCGACGAGAAUGGCAACUCUCAUGGCACACUCGUCUCGCGGGUCAGGGAUGACCCGCUGAAGCUUGAAGAGAUGAUGGGUACCAACAUCGCCCAAGUCUGUGUCGCCGUUGGCAACGUUAUAGGCGGCAUUGUGAUGGCUCUGGUUUAUAGCUGGAAGCUCGCACUUGUCUCCCUCUGUGCCGUGAUGCCAGUGUGCAUCUUCUCAGGCUACAUUCGCUUCCGGUAUGAGCUUUUGUUUGAGAAGCUGAACGACGAGGUCUUUGCCGAGAGCUCCCACUUCGCCUCUGAAGCUCUCGGUGCGUUCCGCACUGUCGCAUCUUUGGCUCUUGAGGACUCAAUCUCGACUCGCUUUGAGCAGCUUUGCCACGGCCAUGUCGUUGCCGCGUACAAGAAGGCUCGCUGGGUCAGCAUUAUCCUCGGUUUCUCUGACAGUGCGACUUUGGCUAGCCAGGCGCUCAUUUUCUAUUACGGUGGCCGACUACUUGUGCGGGAAGAGAUUGGAGUUAUGGCGUUUUUCGUAUGCUUAAUGGCAAUGAUGAAUGCUGCCGAAGGAUUCGGCCAAAGUCUGAGUUUCGGUCCAAAUGCUGCCCAGGCAACCGCUGCGUCAAACCGCAUCCUCGAUGCCAGAGAAUCCCGGUUGACGAAGCAACACGGAGAGGAUGACAUCCCUAACACAGAGGGCGGCAUCAGAAUCGAGCUUCGUCACGUUCGCCUGAGGUAUCUGACCCAAGAGACACCAGUUCUUAAGGGACUGACCAUGACUAUCGAGAAAGGACAAUUUGCAGCUCUAGUUGGCGCCUCAGGCUGCGGUAAGACUAGCAUAAUAUCUUUGUUGGAGAGGUUCUAUGAGCCUGAAAAGGGCCAGGUCUUGUGCAAUGGGAAGGAUAUUUCAGAUAUCGACAUUUACACCUACCGCAAGCACCUGUCCUUAGUGUCACAAGAGCCGAACCUCAUCCAAGGCACAAUCCGAGACAACAUUCUACUUGGUCUUGAUCCCGACACUAUCACGGAGGAUCAACUUCACGCCGCAUGUCGUGAUGCCUCAAUUCACAACUUCGUGGCGUCCCUCCCCGACGGCUACAAUACCGACAUUGGCUCCCGCGGUGUUUCUCUCUCCGGCGGACAGAGACAGCGCAUUUGCAUUGCCCGCGCGCUGAUUCGCAACCCCCGAAUCCUCCUACUUGAUGAGGCCACUAGCUCUCUUGAUUCCGAGAGCGAGAGGCUCGUUCAGGCGGCUUUUGAACGUGCGGCCAAGGGCAGAACCAUGAUUGCGAUUGCGCACCGGCUGGCCACCGUCCAAAAUGCAGACGUUAUUUUCGUCAUGGGUGACGGUGGUCGACUACUUGAAAAGGGAAGUCACUCAGAGCUCCUUAGAAAGAGGGGGGUCUAUUUUCAAAUGUGCCAAAGUCAGGCUCUUGACCAGUGA